Molecule: messenger RNA, 854 nt
Organism: Branchiostoma floridae (Florida lancelet)
Lineage: Eukaryota; Metazoa; Chordata; Leptocardii; Amphioxiformes; Branchiostomatidae
Product: calmodulin-like
Exons: 7
Coding region: 91-543 (150 amino acids)
Molecular function (GO): calcium ion binding; enzyme regulator activity
Source: RefSeq, a predicted model, not a curated record
GACGUUACUUCAGACGUCAUUCGGGUUUGGCAAGCAGGAACCGAGAGCUAUUGUCACUAGCUGGUGCACGGUAUUGGACUCUACACAACAAUGGCUGACCAGUUGAGUGAAGAGCGCAUUAAUGAGCUGCGAGACGCGUUCCUGGUGUUUGACAAGGAUGGGGACGGCACGAUCAACACCUCGGAGCUGGCCACGGUGAUGCGGUCACUCGGCAUGAACCCGACCGAGGCAGAGAUUCAGGACAUGAUGGCGGAGAUGGACUCCGAUGGCAGCGGCGAGAUCGACUUUGACGAGUUUCUGGGGCUGAUGGGGCAGCGGAUGCAGGAUGUGGACGAGGAGGAGGAGCUCAAAAACGCCUUCAAAACGUUUGAUAAGGACGGAGACGGGUACAUCACGCCGGCGGACCUGCGGGUGGUGAUGACGAACCUGGGAGAGAAGCUGACGGAUGACGAAGUGGACGAAAUGAUCCACGACGCGGAUCAGGACGGGGACGGCAAGAUCGACUAUGACGAAUUUGUGCAGAUGAUGUGUGGGGGCAAGUGAUCGUCACAUGGCCACCCCGUCCCUCCUUGAAAUUGUACAUACAGAUACAUGUUUUCUAGCGUUGUCACAAACUCCGUCCGUAUCAUCAAACUGGCGAGGACUUCUGAUAUUCGCGCAGUAUUGUAGACCCAUGGGUACCCUUUUUUCUGGUUUCAAAAAGUCAGAGUUGCUCAAACGUCAUCGUACUCUCCAAGCAGAGGUUACUCUGACUUGUGUCGGAUGUCUCUUUAAUGCUUUUUAUUCUGUAAGGAAGUAUUUCGGUUCAACAGUUGUAGACAAAAUGAAAACACUGUGAAUAGACAAAAAAACAC